AUGGCUGCUGCUGAGCUGAAGCGCCUCAACGACGAGGAUGGCAAUUUCCAGCGCCCUGCUACGGUUCUCCGCAACUUCAUCUCUCAAGAGCCAGGGUCCAGGUUUCCGCCCGAGAAGGGCAGGUACCAUCUCUAUGUCAGCUAUGCUUGUCCGUGGCUGAAGGGUCUGGAAGACAUUAUCUCGUUCUCUGUCGUGCAUUGGCACCUCAACUUUGAGACAGGAUGGCGAUUCCCAACACCCUCGGAAGCCGAAGUUGAUGGCGAGAACGUGGUCCCAGAUCCUCUGCACAACGAUUUCACCCUCUUGCGUCAGAUUUACUUCGAGACUGAUCCCAACUACCCCGCAAGAUUCUCCGUGCCCGUCUUGUACGACAAGAUUGAGAAGGUCAUCGUGAAUAAUGAAAGCAGUGAGAUUCUCCGCAUGCUUGGAACAGAGCCAGCCCCUAAGAAACUCACUGACGUCUAUCAGUUUGACAGCAUUAUUGACGAGAAGUACCGCAACGUAUCGCUAUACCCUGCGGUACUCCAAGACCAGAUCAACGACGCUCAUGAGUGGCAAUAUGAUCAAAUCAACAAUGGGGUCUACAAAUGUGGAUUUGCAACCACGCAAGAUGCAUAUGAACAUGCUGUGACAUCUUUGUUUGACGCAUUGGAUCGAGCUGAGGCCCAUCUGGCCUCUUCCGAAGGCCCGUACUGGUUUGGAAAGGACAUUACAGAAGUCGACAUACGACUAUUUGUUACACUUAUUCGAUUCGAUCCGGUCUACACGUUUCACUUCAAAUGCAACAUUCGAGACGUACGCUCCGGUUACCCUCGUCUCCACAAAUGGCUUCGCAACCUUUACUGGAACGUGCCGGCAUUCAAGGAUACGACCAACUUCCUCCACAUCAAGAAUCAUUAUACCAGAAGCCACAUCAAUAUCAAUCCACAUGCAAUCACUGCGAUGGGCCCGUCACCUCACAUUCUCCCGCUGGAGAAAGAAGUGCCUGCUAUCCGUAUCUCUGAGUAG
Colletotrichum spaethianum is the source of this 1008-nucleotide messenger RNA. Its product is annotated as glutathione S-transferase omega-like 2. The transcript is spliced from 6 exons. The coding region runs from base 1 to 1008 and encodes 335 amino acids. Gene Ontology annotation, molecular function: glutathione transferase activity. Lineage: Eukaryota; Fungi; Ascomycota; Sordariomycetes; Glomerellales; Glomerellaceae. The record is from RefSeq and is a predicted model, not a curated record. Gene Ontology annotation, cellular component: cytoplasm.